Pecten maximus is the source of this 7822-nucleotide messenger RNA. RefSeq names its product nucleobindin-2-like. The transcript is spliced from 12 exons. The record is from RefSeq and is a predicted model, not a curated record. Gene Ontology annotation, molecular function: calcium ion binding. NCBI's taxonomy places the organism in Eukaryota, Metazoa, Mollusca, Bivalvia, Pectinida, Pectinidae. Gene Ontology annotation, cellular component: endoplasmic reticulum-Golgi intermediate compartment; extracellular exosome. Bases 156 to 2111 code for a protein of 651 amino acids.
AUCCUGUACAGAAUAACAUGUACACGUCUCACUAAAAGUUGUCAACACGAGUGUAACCGUAUGGAUAUCUGUAAAUAGUGAAAUCUGAUAAAGAAGCCAAGAAGUGAAUCCAAAGAAUAUCAGAAGUUGAGGCGUAGACAGACGUUGCUGCCAAAAUGAAAACACUAUUGGUGUUAUUUUUGGGAUUAACUUGUUUAUCUGGUAUAAUCUGUCCACCUGUACAAACACAGCCAGAAGAAGGUGGAAGUGAGAAUGACGAUGAACACACAGGUUUGGAAUAUGAUCGCUAUCUGAAGGAGAUUAUUAUGGUACUUGAAGAAGAUCCCCACUUUAGGAAGAAGUUGGAGGAGGCCAAUGUUACAGACAUAAAGAGUGGAAAAAUUGCAAGUCAUCUAAACAUGGUGGCACACAAUGUAAGAGAAAGGUUAGACGAAAUAAAGAGAAGGGAAAUCAGCCGACUAAAAACGUUGGCUCGUGAAAAGAUGAAGACCAUGCAUGGUACGCAAGUAUUGAAAUACAUUGCUCAAUUCGGAGGAAUCCAGAAGAUGGAUGCUGCAGCUCAUCAUGUUGAUACAGAUAAUCAGCAUUCCUUUGAAGUAUCUGAUUUAGAAAAACUUAUAUUAAAAGCUACCAAAGAUUUAGAAGCCAUUGAUAAACAGCGGAGAGAGGAAUUCAAAAGUUAUGAAAUGGCAAAGGAACAUGAGAGAAAGGAAAAAUUACACAAUAUGUCAGAAGAGGAACAGAAAAAGGAAGAACAACAUUAUGAAGAACUGCAGAAAAAGCAUAAAGAUCACCCCAAACUUCACCAUCCCGGUAGCAAGAAACAGCUGGAGGAUGUAUGGGAGAAUACCGACCACCUCGACCCAGACUCUUUUGAACCCAAAACUUUCUUCAAAUUUCAUGAUAUUGACGGAAAUGGUUUCUUGGAUGAAGAUGAGGUGGAAGCACUAUUCCAAAAAGAGCUUGACCGUGUGUAUGAUGAAAAUGCCCCAGAGGAUGAUAUGAAUGAGCGGUAUGAAGAGAUGGCACGCAUGAGAGAACAUGUUGUCAACGAGAUUGAUCACAACAAGGAUAAGUUGGUGUCUCUUGAUGAGUUUCUGGCCUACACACACGGGGAGGAAUUCAAAAAGGAUGAAGGCUGGGAGACUUUGGAUGAACAGGAACCAUACACUGAUGAAGAAUUUGCUGAGUAUGAGAAGAUGCUUCGGGAGGAGGAGGAUAUGCGGAGACAACAGGGAUCAUUGGAUGGGCAUGCUCAACCUGGAGUUGUGAUGCACCCACCACAACACCCCAAUGUUCAUGAAAUGGAGAUGCCACAACAAAUUCCACAACAUCAGCAACAGCAGUUCAUGCAGCAGCAGCAACAACACAUGCAAGGAAUGCCACAACAAGGAAUGCCACAGCAUAUACAAGGAAUGCCACAGCAUAUACAAGGAAUGCCACAACAAGGAAUGCCACAUCAGGGAAUGCCACAACAUAUACAAGGAAUGCCACAACAAGGAAUGCCACAUCAGGGAAUACCACAACAUAUGCAAGGAAUGCCACAGCAAGGAAUGCCACAACAGGGAAUGCCACACCAGGGAAUGCCACAACAGGGAAUGCCACAACAGGUGCCACAACAUCAACAACAGCAAUUCAUGCAGCAACAACAACACAUGCAGGGAUUGCCACAACAGGGAGCAGCUCAUUUGGAGGCAUCAAAACAAGCGCAGCAGGGUUUUCCAGCUGAUAUGGGCAAAGCCAUAGAUGAUCUACAGCAGCAAGCCAGUGAUAUGAUGAACAAAGCACAACAUCAGGCAAACCAGUUUCAGCAGCAAAAGGCACAGGAGGCACCAGCAGCUGCAGGGGGACAACCUGUAGUGGGAGGUCAGGUACCAGUGCAGAAUAACCAAGCAGCUCCACAAGCUCAGGCAGGACAACAAGCACAGGCAGCACCACAAGCACAAGCAGGACAACAAGCACAAGCAGGACAAGUACAAGCAGGACAAGCACAAGCAGGACAAGCACAAGCAGGACAGCAAGCACAAGCAGGACAAGUACAAGCAGGACAAGCACAAGCAGGACAGCAAGCACAAGCAGGACAAGCACAAGCCCAGCAACCAAAACACUGAUCAGUUUUGACAUUAUAAUUAUUACUAGGAUGACUAUCGUUUUAAAUAUGAACUAUCCAGUCUAAUAAUAGGUCGAUUAUUUUUGUUAAAUUAGGAAGUGGCUUAUAUAACAAGGUCUGUUAGAAUCUGACUAUUUAUUCUUUGGAUAUUAACUGUUUGGACUUUGUACUAGAUUUUUUUUCUUUAAAGAUUGAUUCUACAUUGAUCUACUCUUGACUACUUUCUGUUAAUUAAUAGAUUUAUACAGCUGUUUUAAUAUAGAACAUUACAUUAUGAGGAAGCUGUAGGAAAUACAAAGCUACUAUAAAAAGCUAUAAAACAAAUAUUCAUCUGCUUUAAUUUACUUUUGAGCUUACAAUUUUAUAAAAUCAGAGAUGUCUUAAAAAACAACAUCAAAAUUGUUGGCCAUUCAUUUGUCUCUUUAAAAAUAACCAAUGUUAACCUGUAUACCUAUUUUUGGUCUUACAUUUAUUCAUAUUUUUGCUGCAUGUACCUACAUAUGACAAUAUUUCAGUUUUUUUGCUAGACAGUGUGAAUACAAAAAUUGGGAAAUAGAACAAAAAAAUUGUUCGCUUCAAUAUUUCUGGGGAAAAUAUAUAUCCUUUUUGCUUCAAAACAGCUAAAAUUGAACCCUUUCCAAAAACAACUUUUAACAAUCUGAGAACCGAACACCUGGUUGUAGUUGGUCAGUAAUAGAGUGUGAGUAAGAUUUUGUUUUAAAUUCUAGCGUGAAACAAAUUGUGUGUGCUAACUCCUGAUAGUGUGAACCAGUGUGAAUUUUAGUUCAGAAGUCUAGUUGUAAGACUAGUGCUCUGGUUCAUUGUCAUGAACAGCUGUGGUUCAUGAUGUCAUGAACAGCUCUGGUUCUUUGUCAUGAACAGCUCUGGUUCAUGAUGUCAUGAACUGCUCUGGUUCUUUGUCAUGAACAGCUCUGGUUCUUUGUCAUGAACAGCUGUGGUUCAUGAUGUCAUGAACAGCUCUGGUUCUUUGUCAUGAACAGCUGUGGUUCAUGAUGUCAUGAACAGCUCUGGUUCAUGAUGUCAAGAACCAAUUUAGAGAUGUUUAAUGUAGAAAUAAUAGAUUUGAACUUCCAUGAAAUGAUAAAGCCACGAUAAAAUACAGCAAAUCAAAAUUUACUGUUGUAUUAGACUUUGAUGUUGAUAUUUCUGUAUUAAGAAUGAAAAUGUAUUCUACAAUGUUAAACCAUAUCAAGGCUGAAGGGAUGUUAGUAUAUCCCUGGAACUAGAUAUUAUAUAGACUUUCAUUUUCGUUUGCUACUACUAAAACUGUUUUUUGUUGUGUUGAAGUUGCAUAUUACUUUUACUGCCAAAAUAACUUAGCUGAUUUAAAUUGUUACCGUAUAUAUCCCAAUGUGCCUUCCACUGUAAACUGGCUUAAAUUACACGCUCUCUAUUUACUGAAUCAAAUAUUUCUUAUGCUAUAUAUUCCAAAUAAAUAUUUUGGUAAAAACAAUCCACAGUGCUCUUAAAUAUGAAAAAAUAAAAGAAAAUAAUCUGCUUUGCUCUUAAAGAUGUAAAAAAGGAAAUAAUUUUGACACUCUGAAAAAGACAGAAAUUUUAAUGAUAGGGAAAAAGAUACAUUGCAAUUUAUUGCCGCCAAUUCAAAAAGGAAAUGUACACAAUAGCACAGUUGUUAACUUUUAAUUGAUAACAAUCUUUCAUUCAUGAAAUUUAAAACUUCAUGCAAAACAGGUUUUAACUACAACAAUUCCUGAAUAGUUAUUUGAAGUGCUAUUACAACCGUUCUAGUCAUUUCUGAAAGGAUUGGUAUGGGGACAUUUACGGUAAUGUUAGAGACAUAUUGUUAGUUAUAUGGUAGCUGGUGUCCGAGUCCUGUAGAACUUGCUACAGAUGUUUAUAUGAUGUUUAUUUAUUUAUGAUGACAUUGCCACACUUUUUUUGUUUCACUAGAUGCUUUAUUAUUUAUAAUUACAUAACAUUACUAUUUUUGCUUCGCGGGAGUUUUAUGUAUUUAUAUUUUUAUUUUUAAGAUUCUAAAUAGAUAUGUUAUCAAUUAUUUUAUUAAGUAAUGUAGAAAAUUAAUGAUAUAGUAAUAAAUUGGAAGAAAAUGUUAUGAUGCCUGGUGAGAAAUUGCAUGUGGUUUUACAUAUCAGGGGAGAUAAAAAAUUAUUGUAAGAUAUUAACUGAUAUGACAAAAUCUUUUGAUUUAAAAUCAAGAUGGUGUAUUUUUUAAAACCAUGUUACAUGAUAGAAUGGUAGGAAAGGUUAACACAGUAACUAGGUAUUUACAUAGAACACAUAUAGGUAAUUAAAUUAUUCAAAAAUAUUAUAUUUUAUUGUACUUUGUUUGAAAUUUGUUUACAAGUAUUUUUAUGUAGAUCAUAUAUCAGUAUUCCUACGCUGUUUUUUGUAGUUUUGUUGAGUUUUUGCAGUUUUUCGGACAUCAUAUAAAAAACUAAACUAAUUUUAUUAGUUCCUGUAUAGAACCAUAGUACAGUAGACUUCUGUAAUGAACAAAUCUAUGCAUACACUAGUCAUUUUUACUGUUAGUACAUUUUGAGUCAUUCAUAUUGAUUUAUAGAGUACUAACACAAAAAUUAAACUUUAGUAAUUUAUUAUCAAAAAAGGAAAAUGUUCUAGGAAAUGUUUGAAGUAGAAGUUCCCGUCUGUAUAUUUGAUAUUAUGUCUGAAACCUAGUUUUAAAUGUGUGGAUGAAAGAGAGUUGUUAUGCUCAAUAAAAGUUGAAAUAUAUUUAUGUUUAAACCUUUAAUUGGUAUUAAUCCAUUGUAUGUCGGUAGAGAAAUGUGUAAUGUAUUGUGUUAUGGCUAAUACACAAUAGUCUGUACAACAAUGGAUCUUUCCAUCUUCAUAUGGACAGUACUAUCAGUCAGGCUGCUGGACUCCCCUGGUAAGGCUGUAAUCAGUGAUAGUUAAGGACUCCCUGGUAAGGCUGUAAUCAGUGAUAGUUAAGGACUCCCCUGGUAAGGCUGUAAUCAGUGAUAGAUAAGGACUCCCCUGGUAAGGCUGUAAUCAGUGAUAGUUAAGGACUCCCUGGUAAGGCUGUAAUCAGUGAUAGUUAAGGACUCCCUGGUAAGGCUGUAAUCAGUGAUAGUUAAGGACUCCCCUGGUAAGGCUGUAAUCAGUGAUAGUUAAGGACUCCCCUGGUAAGGCUGUAAUCAGUGAUAGUUAAGGACUCCCCUGGUAAGGCUGUAAUCAGUGAUAGUUAAGGACUCCCCUGGUAAGGCUGUAAUCAGUGAUAGAUAAGGACCCCCUGGUAAGGCUGUAAUCAGUGAUAGUUAAGGACUCCCUGGUAAGGCUGUAAUCAGUGAUAGUUCAGGACUCCCCUGGUAAGGCUGUAAUCAGUGAUAGUUAAGGACUCCCCUGGUAAGGCUGUAAUCAGUGAUAGUUAAGGACUCCCCUGGUAAGGCUGUAAUCAGUGAUAGUUAAGGACUCCCCUGGUAAGGCUGUAAUCAGUGAUAGUUAAGGACUCCCCUGGUAAGGCUGUAAUCAGUGAUAGAUAAGGACUCCCUGGUAAGGCUGUAAUCAGUGAUAGUUAAGGACUCCCCUGGUAAGGCUGUAAUCAGUGAUAGUUAAGGAGUGACGGAAUAUUGGGGCAUCUGUGGUGUCAAUAUUAAACUCUACAGGGUAAUUUGUGUUUACCGAUAUAUGUCCUUUCUUAACAUUCGUUGUACUAAUGUGAUACAUUACAUAUGUGACAUUUCUGUAAAUAGAUAAAAAAUACAUAUAAACUGAAGCAGGUAUCUAGAUGUGCACUGUGAUCACUUUAAUAACGCUAUUGUCAUAUUACAGAGCAUUUUCAGCUGUGAGAAUAUAUAACUUUGUGUAAUUUGAAAUACCCAUUGCCAUGUUGAGUAACACUGCCAGAAAGAUUCCCACUAACCAGUGUGGUACGGUCAUGUAUCAUCGGCUCAGUUGUGAGUGAACACACUGGUGCUACUUUUAGUCUUGCCCAUUAUAAAGUGCCUACAUAUUGUAUGUAUACGCAUUUCAUUUCUUAUUCUAAAAAUCUAUCAAGAUAUCUAAUUUUAUCAAUUCUACUUUAAGACCCUUGAUGAUUUCUAAUUAAUUAACAGUUGUUAGUUUAUAGAGGUAUUGUAAGUUUACAUUGAUGAGGUUCUUAUUGUGAAGCAUGGACACUUCAUAUGAUCUUUUUAGAUAGAAUUAAAUCUCCACAAUUCUGUAUAAGCAACACUUAAUGAUGUAUUCAUACUUGUCAAGGGCUGUAGAAUGGAAAGUCGACAUUGACAAUUAUUUUGUCACUUAAACAUGCUGUAAACAGCUCAGUUUUAAGGAUAAAGAACAUAUAAGACUAGAAAAUAUAACAUAAUUAAUUUUCAAAAAAGUUUGGGACCAAACUUUUGCACUUGAGAUUGUCAAAUUUACUGAAAUAAACUGGCGACUCCGAUCCAGAAUGUGAGAUUUGUCAAAUUUACUGAAAUAAACUGGUGACUGCGAUCCAGAAUGUGAGAUUUGACAGGUAGGAGACUUAUAAUAAAACAAAUUGGGGACUGAUCCAAAACUUCAGAUUUGACAGGUAGGAGACUGAUAAUGAAAUAAAUUAGAGGCUCUGAUCCAAAUCUUGAGACUUGACAGGUAUGUACAUAUUGGUGAAUUUCAAUUCAUUUGAAAUGCAUUCACCUUCUUUUGUGAAUAUUUAUUAUUUUUAUCUUAUGGCACUGGAUCAGGUAAUAUUGUAGCUUUUUUAUCUUCCUCAGUCUCCAUGGUUUCCUUAUUACAACUUCAUGUAAAAAAAACAGCCUCCCAUCUAAAUUACAAUGUGUUGUGCCAGUUACUGGUAAAACAGCAGUAUUGUAAUGUCAUGUAGUAUUGAGUAUUUGUAUUUUUAUGAAGGUAAUGAAUUACAAUCACGAGGUAAACAUUUACUUUAUAAUGUCACAAUUAUUUUGCAACAUUAUUUUAGAAUUUGUUACUAAUAAAUAUACUGGUGUCUAAUCGCACCAUUUAAAAUCAGACAUGUUUUGGCUACAUGUAUCACCAAACAUAUUGUGGUGAUACUGUAGCAAAGAGACAUUGAAUUUGAUGUCCUUUUCAAAGAUAAUAUAUUAGAGAGUAUUACCCAAAAAUUACAUGUGUUCAUUUUGUGAAAGAAACUGUGGAAAUAGAAAGUUAUAAAAACCUUAGUUACCGGUACGAUACAAGGCAUGAUUGUGACAUCCUUCUAAUGCAAUUAAGUUGAGAUUCUAUUUGUUCAUGAUCUGUUCUGGAACACAGUGAACUUUUAAAGUGGAUUUAAACCAUGAGAGAUGUUAAAUUGAUUUAGUUGAUUCAUACAAACUUGGCAAAGGAAAAUACUUACUAGAGCAACAGACCAAAGUAUCGGUGUUCAUUUUGUUUUGUGAUAAAUUGUUUCAGUAUUUUGAAUUGUAGAUAAUACAACUGAUAUAAUUUUACUCUUUUUUUUGUGCGAAAAUUGUGUCUCUUGUGUUUGAUAAUUCAACCCACAGUAGUGUUGUUUCUUUUUUUUCUUUUUUUGCCAAUCAUACCAUUUAAAUGAUCAGUACAUUACGAUUUCCAAGUAAGGAUUCAUUUUGCCCUAUUUUAUUUGAAUUUCUAAAUUCUAAUCAUGGGAAACGGAAACAUUCCAUAAAGCAUUAUCUCCCUUUGUUGAAUUCGUCUCAUGUGAAAUGUUCAGUGUAUUAUCCAUUGGCUUGGAUAACGGAAUGUAAAAGAAAAAUAAAAUGUGAUAAA